Molecule: messenger RNA, 1149 nt
Organism: Dissoconium aciculare CBS 342.82
Lineage: Eukaryota; Fungi; Ascomycota; Dothideomycetes; Mycosphaerellales; Dissoconiaceae
Product: NAD(P)-binding protein
Exons: 1
Coding region: 1-1149 (382 amino acids)
Biological process (GO): steroid biosynthetic process
Molecular function (GO): 3-beta-hydroxy-Delta5-steroid dehydrogenase (NAD+) activity
Source: RefSeq, a predicted model, not a curated record
AUGAGCAGCGAUGAAUUGAUUUCGCUGGGUCAUGUUCUCAUCACUGGAGGCUCAGGCUUCCUGGGAGGCAACAUCGUCAACCUGUUGGUCGCCCGCAAGGCCUGCUCGAAAGUUACUGUUCUCGACUUGAAAGCCCCUCUAACACCCGCAGCUGGCGUCGAGUACGUCCAGGGAGACAUCACCAACUAUGACACCAUGCUUGAGCUCUUCAAGAAGGGCAAAUACAAUGUUGUCAUUCACACAGCGAGCCCCAUCAUGAUCAGCAGCAGCAUGAAGCAUAUUAUGCACAAGGUCAACGUUGAGGGCACAAAGAUUCUUCUUCGGGCUUCGCAAGAGACGGGUGUCAAGGCUUUCGUGUACACCAGCUCUGCCAGCGUCAUUCAUGACACCGUCAGCGAUCUUAUCAAUGCGGACGAGACAUACCCGUUGAUCAUGGGCAAGGAGCAGGCGGAAUACUACACCACAACCAAAGCAGAAGCUGAGAUCAAUGUGCUCGCCGCAAACCGCACCAAGGAAUACCCCAACUUCCUCACUGCAGCCAUUCGACCGUCCGCAAUGUUCGGCGAAGGCGAUGUUCAACUCAUCCCUCCGGCGAUGAGUGCAUACUACCGUGGCCAGACUCGCGUUCAACUUGGCCCGAAUGACAACCUCUUCGACUUCACCGAGAUCACCAACGCCGCGCACUCGCAUCACCUCGCCGCUGCCGCGCUUCUUGCAACACAUGAGCGCAUCAGCAAGGGUCUCGCAGCACCACUCGACAACGAAAAGGUCGAUGGCGAGGCUUUCUUCAUCACCAAUGACUCACCCGUGUACUUCUUCGACUUCACCCGAUCAUUGUGGGCUGCGGCUGGCGACAAGACAACCCCCGAUCAGGUGUGGAUUCUGAGCAAAGACUUUGGAUUGUUUAUCGCAACGAUAUUUGAGUGGGUAUUUUGGGCGUUCAAUCUGGGAAAGCCCAACUUGACUCGGCAACAAGUGCGAUAUGCAUGCAUGACGCGAUACUACAAUAUCGAGAAGGCGAAGACGAGAUUGGGAUACAGACCAAUCACAAAGCUGAGCGAUGGUGUACCAAGAGGUGUGGCCGAUGCACUUUAUCGUGGUGUGGUAGUGGGACAGCCCAUGGAGCUAAAGGGCAAGAAGACGUUGUAA